Daktulosphaira vitifoliae (grape phylloxera) is the source of this 831-nucleotide messenger RNA. RefSeq lists its product as uncharacterized. Bases 276 to 608 code for a protein of 110 amino acids. The record is from RefSeq and is a predicted model, not a curated record. The transcript has 4 exons. NCBI's taxonomy places the organism in Eukaryota, Metazoa, Arthropoda, Insecta, Hemiptera, Phylloxeridae.
AACUGGAAUUUCGAUAAUAUGUCAUUAACUAAUAGAUUUAUAAUAACAGUAUUUCUAUUAAUUGGUGCCGCAGUGGUAGGUUUAAGCAAGUAAAUAAUGAUAAAAUCUCAAAAUCGAAAUGUUAAAUUAAUUUUGUAAACGUAAACUAAAAGUACAGUGUGAUAACUACUUCAGGCAGCAGUUACAAAUGGUAAUAACAAUCAACGAUCAUUUUUUGAAUAUUUAACAGUUCUAUAACAUUUUGAUGGUCACAAAAAACAUAAGUAUCUGUAAAUAUGCAAAAUUAUGAAUUCGUCGAAACUUAUAUACAACCAGAUCAAAAUAAACUUUUCGUCUUCGAUGAAUGUGUUGAUAAUUUAACCAAAAUAGAAAUGGAAUUAACUCCAAGUUGUGUUUUGGAAGCUUCCAUGGUGUCAAUGAGCGAUACUGUUUCGAACAAAUAUUGUUCUAUUCCAUGUAAUCGAAUAGAAGAAUUUUCAUUAAAGAAAGUGACCUUACCUAUUUUCGAAGAACUUACUUCUCCAAAAUUCGUUUUAUCAAUUUUAAAUUUACUAAAUAAUGAAAAUGACAAAACUGCAACAUCUUUGGUCGACGAAAUUAUCAUUUGAAACAAACCUAAUUUGUCUUAAACGCUGAACAUAAAUACACAGUGUCCGCAAAGCAUCUGUUUUGUUACUCAAUUCAUUGGAAAGAACAUAACUUUCGAUUGGACUUACACUCACAAGACAAGCUACAGUUGCAACUAACUAUUCAUUAGACACAGAAUAGAAAAUUUUUAUACACAAACAACUUAAUGUACAUAUUUUGUUGUAGAGAUUAUUAUUUUUGAAA